GAUCUACAGGAACAUCUGAAAGCUGGAAGCGAAUGGCGGGGGGGAAGAGUUCCACGCACGCGCAGAGAGGUUCAGGAAAGCAUCGAGAGAAGAAGGAAAAUUGAAUCAGCUUCCCGCCUUGGUCGCAAGGCUGCAUCGUGACCUCUCGUGGAUGAUCAAUUCGACGAAGAGAAUGUACACCAAGGCACGGGACGAAGGUAAGCAGAGGAAUGAUUCUCGAAGAAGUUUUUAGUUUCGUUGCAAUUGCGACUGCUUGACUUGCUGGAAGGGAGAGAAAGAUCGUUUGGCGAGGGAUUCCGGAGGGAAAAGAAGCGAGAAUCAGAGGAAAGGCCGGCUUGUGGGAGUUGAGGGGUUUAAAAAAGGGUUCCUAGGGUUUCAAAAGGGACUGAGAUUGAGGGAGUGAGGGAGAAAAAAAAUAAGAAAGCAGAGACGGAUUAUAGGGGUGAGGCCAGAUUGAAAUAGAUUGAGCAAGUAGAAUUCGGUGGCAAAGGAGACUGAGAUUAAGGAGGAGGAGGAGCUUGCAUUGCGAAGGAAAAUCAGGGGAGCCAGAACCGAAGGGCCAGGACGGAGAUCCAUAGCUACAUACAACAGUUAGUUUGAGCUCAAUAUUUGUGUUCAUGGAGGAAUCAGAGAAAAGGAAGGAAAGACUCAAAGAAUUAAGAGUGGAUGCUGCACAGGCUGAAGUUUCUAAAAAUGGUCAAAUUUCUGCUAUACCGGGUUUGCUUCCUAAUCCAUUGAUUGAUACCUCGACAACAAUGCAAGCACAAUCAUCUCCAGCUCCAAGGUUUGAUUUUUACACAGACCCUAUGUCAGCCUUUUCUGCUAACAGAAAAAAGAGCAAGGUUGAAAAUCAGUUUCAGCAAAAUUGUUUCUCAUCUCCUGGGUAUAAUAGUGGGUCUCCCAGUGCACAGAUCCUGUCAUCUAUUUCUGGACCUAGGAGUGAUGAGUUGACUCCCUCUCGUCCUCAACAGAUGCAAAGAGAAGAGGGAAUGUACCAAGGACAAGGGAUUUAUGGUGGUACUCCCCUUAUGGGCCCAAGAGGAGUGUCAAGCUCUUCACCUUUGCCGCACCAAAGGACCUCCCCUGUGCCUUGGAAUGGUUCUGGCAGUUCAACUGGCUAUUAUACUCAUGUACAGCAGAAUUACCCGAGAGGAACAUCCAGUCCUUUUCCUCUGCAUCAGGAAACUCCCGAGUCCUGGAAGAGAGCUGUAGGCAGAGGUAACCGCAAUUUCCCAUCUAAUCUUGUUCACGUUCCACCUUGCAGUCCAGUUUUCCAUCGCGGCCAGGGCAGGGCUCACUGGUUCGGUAGAAGCCAAAGUCCUGGUUCAGGACGCGGAGCUAGUCCUGGUGGUGGUUCAGGACGCGGCAGGAGCUCCUGGUAUGGUGGCAGUGCAAGCCAUGGUUCUGUACGGAGUGGCAGAAGACUGCAAAGUCCUCAUUCUCGUAACUUAUCUGAAGGUGACAUGCUGGGGCCAGAAUGUUUUUACGACAAGUCCAUGGAAGAAGACCCAUGGUUGAAUUUGAAACCUGUUAUAUGGAGGGGUUUAGAUAUUCCAGAAAGCUGUUCAAAUACCCUUGGCUCUUCCAAUUCUUGGCUUCCAAAGUCCAUCAGUACGAAUAAACCCAGAGUUGCAGAAUCUUCCAAGAAGUUCAACUCUCAGCAAAGCCUUGCAGAAUACCUUGCUGCUUCAUUCAAUGAAGCUGUAAAGGAUUUGCCUAACGAGUGACCAAGAAGUUAUUUUGUUAUAGCAGAAUUGCUCUCUGGAUGCAUCAAUGCAAUUCGAGGAGAUCUAGAUGCACACAAACCGGAAAGCUCUCAACCUGAAGCAAGUUUGAAGUACUAUGAUUAGUUUUGCUAGGAUUAAGUUGAUGGAUCUUAUUUUGAAGGGUAUUAUAAUGUUUGUUGAGAUAAUUUUAUUAGAAAAUAUUAUAUUAUUUUUGAAAAUUUCUUACA
Molecule: messenger RNA, 1954 nt
Organism: Carica papaya (papaya)
Lineage: Eukaryota; Viridiplantae; Streptophyta; Magnoliopsida; Brassicales; Caricaceae
Gene: SIC
Product: hydroxyproline-rich glycoprotein family protein
Biological process (GO): miRNA processing; mRNA splicing, via spliceosome
Source: RefSeq, a predicted model, not a curated record